Molecule: messenger RNA, 2709 nt
Organism: Giardia duodenalis
Lineage: Eukaryota; Fornicata; Diplomonadida; Hexamitidae
Product: Kinase, CMGC SRPK
Exons: 1
Coding region: 1-2709 (902 amino acids)
Biological process (GO): spliceosomal complex assembly; regulation of mRNA processing; protein phosphorylation
Molecular function (GO): protein kinase activity; ATP binding
Source: RefSeq, a predicted model, not a curated record
AUGGCUUGGGCCCCUCUCCGCGGAACGGCCUAUGUAUCGCAGCCAGAAGAAGCUGCUUUAGAUGCUCUGCACUAUAAUGCUAAACAUACCGUUCUCGAGCAUGCUCCGUUGGCGUCUGUGAUACCUACAAAGACCGUUAUACAUCACACCAUCGAUGAGGGCACAAUCGCCUACCAGGAGGGCGGGUUUUGUCGUAUUACGCCAGGGGAGAUCCUACACGACCGUUAUAAGGUUCUGCGGAAAAUUGGGUAUGGGAAGUUCUCCACUGUUUGGGCAGCUGUUGAUAUGGUAUCCGGUACUCUUAGAGCAAUCAAGAUCUCACGCUCCAAUCCUGAAGAUUGGAACGUAGCCCGAAAUGAAUAUGACGUCAUGUGCAAAAUUCAUUCGAAGGUCUCUGAGCUUUUCUCUGACAGCUUCCCGUCUAUCGAGGCUUUGCCUCUUCAAGCUGUCUACGAUGUAUUUCGCCACCCCGCCCCGCCCAAUUCUAAACACGUCUGUCUUGUGGUAGAGUUUCUUGGGUGCUCCACUUAUCGUUUCUUGCAGCAAUACACCCGAAGGCGUUCUUCGCGGCCUGCAAUCCCUGUGCCGAUAGUAAAGACUUUUGCCCGCCAUCUACUGGUCGCUCUCGGUUACGUUCACGCUGCCGGGUAUGUGCACACUGAUGUGAAGCCCGAGAAUCUGUGUUUGAAGUAUACCCUCUCGGAGCUUCGAACACUGGACACACCUGUCUUUGAUUGUAGACUACGAACAACAGCGGUAGCGCCAAGCACCGCUGACUUUGUGAGCCUAUCCGGGCUUGAACAGAUGGAAAUAGCAGCAUACUUACAAUCAGUCAGCCCCCAAACUACCGUCCGUUCGGACCACCACGGAUCACUGGAUGAUCUUCUUGACAAUACGUCCUUGCAAGUUGUGGAAGGACCGGGGAAUAUUUACAGUUCUAGUAGCUACCCGCUCCACGACGCCCUCUACGCUGCGGAUCUUCUGUUUCGCAUUGUACCAUACCCAGAUAAUCUAGAAAGGAAGUUUGGCCUACUCAUUGACGAGACCUCCCUAUCCAAAACAGCGAUUCACUUGGACGCACUGUAUUCAUAUAAGAAUAUUCCAUCAACUGAGGAGUCUCAAGAGCAAUUUUGGAACUCUCUGACCUCUAUUUGUAAGACUGUCUUACUAAAGCUAAGAGGGACCACUUCUUCUCCAUUUAACAUAUGUAUUGAGACUACACAACAGACAAAAGAGGCCGAUGUUGAUGGUGAUGUACAGCCGCAGCGUAUCCUAAAAAAGGCUAGCACCACCCUACGUGCUCCUCUACCUAGAAUAAACGACGACGAGCAUAUUUGCGUGCACCUUCUCGAUGAAGCGACAGUUAUUAGUAUUGACGCUCUCUCGGCCGUCCCAUUACUUAAAAAGCUUGCUGCCGCGGAACUGGCUUUGCCUGUGACACUGAAGAAAAUCCUUCUUGCCCACAAGAGGACCGCUGAUGAAUAUCUCCAAACCCAUUCUAUAGAGCUUCCUACAUGCAUGUCAGUACCUAUCGUGCUCAACGGUUACAUGAGGGGUAAGACCUUGCAUAUCCAAGAAGGUCUCGAUCCCUAUAAUCACGUAAUUGUUAACGGACACCAAUUCGCCGUGGCUAGGAAGGGCUCUGUUGACUGCAUUGAUGACAUAGUGGUGGAGCUCAAGCAUUUUGAUCCUCGCAAAGCAGCAUCCAUUGCGGUCUAUAAACAGUCAAGGUAUGCAUUUUCAUCAUACUUAGCAAUGCUGAAUUGUUGCUAUGAUGACUACUACAUGUCAGAUCACCACCACAUCAACAUUGGCGGAUCAUUCACAAGUAACCCUUGGGGACAGAGCCGGCCUCCUGCUCGUCCGGAAACAUGCACGGGAGAAGUGAAUGGUAGCAAUGAGACCGCGUCAAUGGCUGCUUCCUUUGUGUCUACAAGCUACAGCCAUGAGUGCUCGCGGACACACACACGUCAAGGGUCUCAGAUAAGCAGCGAGUGGUCUGUUGAACACGAUUCCUCUGCAGACGGAGAGGGGAUUCCUCCCUUCGAUGAUGCUAUUUGUGGUUGUAUCAUUUCUUCUGCCACCGACACGGCUCUUUAUAGGCCAAUUAUGGUGGCAUACCCGGAUACAGAUCACCUCAUACCUCUAUUGCCGGAAAUGUUUUCUGUUAAGCUAAUUGACUUGGGGAAUAGUCACCGUCUUGGAGAUACCCAACCACCUCUUAUCCAGACCGCUCCAUACCGUGCGCCGGAAGUUAUACUGGGACUUCCUUUUGAUGAAAAGGCAGAUGUUUGGUCUGUAGGGUGUGUUAUCUACGAGUUUCUUACGGGCCACAUACUCUUCCCGACAGUUGACAUGUCCAGUGGUAAACACAUUAGUGAUGCCCAGCAUAUGUGUGACAUCCUUGCUACUGUUCCGUUCCCUGGUACUGAAUACUUUCAGGCGUCACCCUUGGGGCUUUCGCUUUUGGAAGAUGAGUGUACAAAGAAGUACCUUGAUGCCACGGCACACUUCUCUUUGCAGCUUCGUCUGGAGCAGACUGGGUUCACAAGGGAGGAGGCGUGUCUAGCAGGAAGCUUCCUAGAACAACUGCUUACCGUCGACCAUAAAAAGCGGCCUUCUGCGACUCAAAUGCUGGAGCAUCCGUGGCUGUCAACUCAUGGCCCAACUGAUGCACUUACGCAACCUGGCGGUUGGGGGCAUUCAUAG